AUGACUGGGGAGAAACUGACUCUUCAGAUUAUAGACGACCUUAACGAUAUGGAUGGAAACUCAGACAUUCUCAGCACCAUUGGUUAUGACAGCAUCAUCCAACAUCUCAACAAUGGCCGCAAGAACUGCAAAGAGUUUGAAGACUUUUUAAAAGAAAGGGCAUCAAUUGAAGAGAAAUAUGGCAAAGACCUGCUCAACCUCUCUAGGAAGAAGCCAUGUGGACAGUCUGAGAUCAACACUCUGAAGCGGGCCCUUGAAGUCUUCAAGCAGCAAGUAGACAAUGUUGCACAAUGUCACAUUCAGCUUGCACAGACUCUAAGAGAAGAAGCCAGAAAAAUGGAAGAAUUCAGGGAAAAGCAAAAGCAACAGCGGAAAAAGACAGAGAUCAUAAUGGAUGCUGUCCACAAACAAAGAAGCUUACAAUUCAAGAAAACCAUGGAUGCAAAGAAGAACUAUGAGCAGAAAUGCCGGGACAAGGAUGAAGCAGAGCAGGCUGUCCACAGGAGUGCCAACCAGGUGAACGUGAAGCAACAAGAAAAGCUUUUUGUGAAACUGGCAACAUCAAAGACUGCAGCAGAGGAUUCUGAUAAAGCCUACCUGCUGCAAGUCAACACGUUGGAGAGGGUCCGAGAAGAAUGGCAGAGCGAACACAUCAGGGCCUGCGAGGUAUUUGAGGCUCAAGAAUGUGAACGAAUCAACUUCUUCCGGAAUGCAUUGUGGUUACACAUGAACCGGCUGUCACAACAAUGUGUCACCAGUGAUGAAGACCUGAGAGGACCUCUCCCAGCUCCUAGAAGUUUACCAGAUGACCCUGAUUAUUCUUUGGUUGACAACUACAGUUUGCUCUAUCAGUAG
This is a messenger RNA of Orycteropus afer afer, 855 nucleotides long. It is a transcript of the gene PSTPIP2, whose product is annotated as proline-serine-threonine phosphatase interacting protein 2. Gene Ontology annotation, cellular component: plasma membrane; actin filament; cytoplasm. The transcript is spliced from 13 exons. Gene Ontology annotation, molecular function: actin filament binding. The record is from RefSeq and is a predicted model, not a curated record. Bases 1 to 855 code for a protein of 284 amino acids. Gene Ontology annotation, biological process: actin filament polymerization. Lineage: Eukaryota; Metazoa; Chordata; Mammalia; Tubulidentata; Orycteropodidae.